UCCGUUCUAUGUCAUUUCCGGUGUAGGCGCGGACGGCGGAGGACGAACGAAAACGAGGCGUUACCACGCAGGAAAAAAUCCCUGACUUUCUACGUCACACACCGUGAUUAAAACCACUGCAGCUCCAUUGGUGAUCGGAGAAACGAAACAAACGGCACAAGCUCAAGAUCAUUUUUCAUUUUUCGGAACAGAACUUCAAAAUUUGGCUUAGUUUUCAUUCGUGCAUCUUUUGGAAAGAACAGUUACUGUUCUUUAAAUCAUUUUUAUCAGGGAUACCUUUAACUGUUUAAAUUGAAAACAAAAGAGACAGCUUAUAAAAAUGAACUAUAGAUUUCCGGUAGCAGUUGUGUUGCUCAGUUUAUAUACAGUGUCUGGUACGGAAGUGCUCACAAAUGACGAUCUAUCCCAGGCAGGUGACGAUGAGGGUUCCUUUAACCGGGUAAGGCGAGGCGGUUUCAGUAUGCUGCGGCUCGGUCGGGGGCUUCAGAUGCUUAGGCUUGGAAAACGGGCCCUACCCAUGCUCAGACUCGGGCGGUCCGCAAACAAUGGGCUGAAUGGAGAGGACUUACAAUACCUUCUGUCUAUUGUCCGUCCUGACAGACAGGUCCCCUUGCCAAGAUAUGGAAAAGACAUAAACAAAGACCUCGCCUUGCAAUAUAUGCUUAUAAACGCACUCAAGAACGCUGAAGAUGAUGGCACUGAGUAUUAUGAGAAUGAGCGACAAGGUUAUGAUGGUUUCGGUUACGGCUAUCCUUACGAUUCUUCUGCUGAACGACAGAUUCGCCCUGCUCCUCGGCCGGGGUACAGAUAUAAGCGCUCCAGCGGCACAGACCCGUCCGAGAAAGACAAUGACAUACAGGAUAAGCCAACUGAGGCUAACUAUAAAUACGACCUUAGCUAUGAUCCCGAAGCAAGAUAUGAUUUCGCUCGCGUUGCUCCUUUAAUGAGGUACGGGAAAAUGUUGGGCUCUGUUUCUGACGAAGACGUGGAUGAAGUCGACAAAAGGGGGGCAAUGCGCAUGCUUCGUCUUGGAAGGGGAAUGCGCAUGCUCAGACUUGGAAAGCGUCUGUCUGACUCUGAAAACAAUGAGUUGACGGAAGCUGACAAACGUGCAUUACGACUGCUGCGGCUAGGGAAACGGCCAGCGUUCCACAUGCUCCGCCUUGGACGGGGAGGUGAGCAAGAGGAGGAGAAACGCGCCCUUCGAUUACUCAGACUAGGAAAGAAAUCUGUUACAGAGGAAUCUUGACAAAUUCAUGUAUAGAAAUACUUAAAUACUGAAACGAAAAACAAAAUUGUGAUUGAGAUGUGCAUGAGUUUUGAAAGGAAGGUUCUUUACAGUAGUUCAUUGAUCUGUGUUAUUUGAUCACUAAUAUUCGGGGUAAAUUAUUUUUUUAGGAUUUUAAGAAAUGGACACAUGCAACAUGAAAAUCAACAAAUAUCAUCAGUUAUUCCUCUAAUGUUUACGUUGGUGCUGUGUAUGCAGGAACUGUUGACUGGCACAGAGUGGAACUGUGAGAUAUUUCUGUGAGACUACACAACUUAAGACAUGCUUACCGUAUCUGCUAUCGCUGUAGAAAAUUAUCAACAACAUUAUUUCUCAUAAAUAAUUCAAACUUGUGUUCCGUUUUGUGUCUUUUGGAGAAAACAAAUCUUACUGGUUGAUUGUUAGGUGCAUCAAUGCUAUUCUUGACUAUUUAAAUUAAUUUAAAAAACAAAACAACAGUAUAUACAAUUGUAAACCAAAAUAAAUACAAUUUGGUCUGUUUUUAUUAUUCAGUUCACAGAGAGAUAAUUACUUUAUAAAUAGUGCAUUGUACUUAAAUGAAAGUAUUUAUACCAAAACUGUACCCGUAAGGCGGCUACGUUACUGUAGCGGUUCAUUAAAUGCAUCGUAAGCAAUGUCUAAAAAACAUAGUUUUAAAUAAACUGAACCAAAUA
This is a messenger RNA of Mya arenaria, 1941 nucleotides long. Its product is annotated as myomodulin neuropeptides 2-like. Bases 320 to 1249 code for a protein of 309 amino acids. The record is from RefSeq and is a predicted model, not a curated record. The transcript is spliced from 2 exons. NCBI's taxonomy places the organism in Eukaryota, Metazoa, Mollusca, Bivalvia, Myida, Myidae.